This is a messenger RNA of Tetrahymena thermophila SB210, 312 nucleotides long. Its product is annotated as transmembrane protein, putative. NCBI's taxonomy places the organism in Eukaryota, Ciliophora, Oligohymenophorea, Hymenostomatida, Tetrahymenidae. The transcript has a single exon. The record is from RefSeq and is a predicted model, not a curated record.
AUGAAACUUUAAUAGACUUUAAUAAUUGCAUCCGUCCUUUCUUUACUAGCUUUAGCUACUGUUUUGACUUUAAACAAGUCUGAUAAGCUAUUUUUAAGAGAAAUUAAUCCAGACACACCUUGCUUAGACUUAUCUGUAUCAGGUAAUUCUCUUAUCGGUGAAAAUAUUUGUAACUAACCUAUGAGGUUUGUUGUUGCCAUCUAUACUCCUGAUGGAUUUAUUAGAGACGAAACCAGUUGCUUGAAAAAAGGAGAAAAAUUACCUAUAGCCGUUAAAGGUUCUACUAUUCGUACCUCUUAACUAGAAUGUUGA